Mizuhopecten yessoensis (Yesso scallop) is the source of this 1467-nucleotide messenger RNA. RefSeq lists its product as uncharacterized. The transcript has 3 exons. Lineage: Eukaryota; Metazoa; Mollusca; Bivalvia; Pectinida; Pectinidae. The coding region runs from base 1081 to 1449 and encodes 122 amino acids. The record is from RefSeq and is a predicted model, not a curated record.
AUAGUGUUGUAUAUGGCUUUGGUUUGCCUUCCAUUAACUUUUCGUUUAUUCACAGCUUUUUGCAUGAAGAACUUGCAUUUCAAAUUUCAAGUUCUUGUCAUUUUAGUAUGUCCCACUUAUAGGCUUUCUGGGUAGUGGCAAUUUUUCAUGCUUUCCAUUUAUGUCAAUCUUCUAGAACUUUCAAAUUAGACUCUGUAACAAUGGUUUUCUGCAGUAUAUAAGUGUCUUUGUUGAUACUAUUGUUUUUAUAGAGUUUCCUGAUUAAUGAUUGUUUUUCGUUAAUUGUGAGAUUAUGCUGAACCAUAAUUUUUUUUUUUUUAAUAGAACAUCAUCAAUCAUGCAGUGGACAUGAAGUUGAAAAUGCGCCCUAAAAAUCAUCCAGCAAUGAAGGUAAGGUGGAAAGGGGGAAAAUGUUUUACACAAUGACUAAACCUUUAACACAAAACCUAUAACUUGUUGUCAGGAGUAUCUCCAAAAUAUGGACUUUUCUGUACAUGUAUACACUAAGAAAAUUGUAGGUACUAAUUAAUGUGAAGAUGUUGCAAAUGUUCAGGGUCAAAGGUGAAGGUCACAGAUGCAAGCUAAAAUGAAAAUUUCACACAUUGAUGCAUGGCAUACUUUUGAUAAUCUUCCAGGUUUAGUAUCAUGGUCACAGAUACCUUAACAUAUUGAAACAGAUAAAUGUCUCAAAAACUGUAUUUGUGCACACAAAACAUAUAUAUAUCUAUGAUUAUGGUACUCCUUGCAAAAUUUACCUGCAAUCAUAUAAGGGGAAAUGUCCAGAGUAUAUUAGAAACUUGGAAAUGGCAAUAUAUUUGUUGUGUUCUGAAUAUUAACUGUCAUUUGAACCUGGUUAGACAGGCCAUUUGGGCUUCUUGUUUUAUGAAACAGAUGGUGUUAAAAAUUUAAUAAUAAGUAUUGGCACCUUACAACAUUACAGUAUAGAAAUAAAUGUUAAAGAUAUAUAAAACCUUUGAUGGUCACAGGCAUUUUAAUCGUUACUUAUUAUUAUUUUGUAUCUUCACAAUAUAAUGGUUUUUAUCCUUUUCAGCACAAGUACCACCACUGCAAGCAGAUGGUAUGGCGUCAUCUGCAUCUGACGUCGCCGUACUGGAAACGGUUUCAGAAUCUAAUACUGAUCUUGUAUACAUUGGCGAUAGCCAAUAUGGCAUCAAAGUGGCCAGGCAGGCUUUGGAAAGGGGUGAGAAGAGUGCCAAGACAACGGAAAAAUUGGCCUUGAACCUGCUGGAGGUGGUUUUGACCCCAGACGAAAUUACAACAUGUACCAUGUAUGGGAAUACCCAACACAAAAAAGAGGCCAUUGAAGACAAGAAGAGGAAGGCAUUGCGAACACACAUAUUUGCAACUUACAAAACUACUGACUGGGAGAAGCUUGUCAGAAUAAUGAACGACAAGAUCCGGAAAAUGAAGAAGAAAAUGGACAACUAACAGGAUUCAGAUUACAGA